GCGCGCCGCUUCCGAUCUGAAGCAGACACGGCCUGGCGGACGCUCGAGUCUCGACACGCCGCGACCGCGCGCGAUCGGCGAUCCUGCUAUAUAUCCGUCGAUCCAUAUUUUCCAGACAUCCACCCACAGCACACGAGCAGAACACCCCCACUGCCGUGAGUUACAGUUACUACGCCGACCGAUCGAGACCUUCCGAUCGAUCCAUCGAUUCGUCUCCUCUCCCGUGAGCGCGCCAUCAUGAAGCUCUUCAUGUGCUUCGGCGGCGCGGCGGCGGCCGUGAUCGACGACGAAGCGGCCGAGGUGGCGGCCAGACACAUGCAGGAGGGGCAGCGUCGUCGUGGCCGCCGUAGCCUGUCGUUCCGGGGAAAGUUCUUGCCCGGUAAUAACAACAAGCAGGGAGGCAACGAGAAGAAACCGUCGGCGGCGUCCUCAAAGAAGCGGGGGAUGGACGCAGCAGACGACGUCGUCUACGGCGUGUCCAGGGCGUCGUCGGUGGCGUCCUCGGCGCUGCUGAGCUCCGCGUCGUCGCUGGACUCGAACACAUCAUCGGCGUCGUCGGCGUCGUCUUGCUCCUCCACGGCCUCGUCCUCGCCGUCGGUCUCGGGGGUGCUUUACCCGCCGGCGGUCAAGCGGCAGGCGAGUAAUAAUAAGAGGCCCGCGUCGUCGUCCCCGGUGGCGGGCGCGGCUGCCGUGGUGCUGUGCCUCCUCAUGGUGGUGUUCUGCGGCCGCGUCGGGGCCACGCUGCUCACGUCCACGGCGCUCUACCUCUUCCCGCGGCGGUGGCGGCCCGCGACGACGACGCGUAAGGAGAAGAAGGGCGCCGUCGACUCGCUGGAGUGCGACGCCGCGUCGUCGGCAAGCGAGGCAGAGGAAGAGGAGACGGCGAAGAGGAAGGUGGUUAUGGAGGGGUCCUCGGUGAGGAACCGCAACAAGUGAAGCGAUGAUACCCGUUGUUUCGUUCCUGCUAAUCCUUUUUUCUUUUUUGAGGAAUCACUGAUUCUUUUUGUUUGGAUGAGAAGGAAUAGUUUUGCAGUACUCACUAAUUAUUUUUUGCCCAAGGGUUUAUGUACUUGUAAAUCAAUGACAAAUGUGACCACACUUGUAUUAUAUACAAAAAUGCAAAAAUAGUAUGUAUAGUAUGAUAUUUUGUUGUGAAUAAUUGAAUGAUCAAGGAUAAUUAUCGCUUG
Messenger RNA from Sorghum bicolor (sorghum), 1187 nucleotides. RefSeq lists its product as uncharacterized. The record is from RefSeq and is a predicted model, not a curated record. The transcript has a single exon. Lineage: Eukaryota; Viridiplantae; Streptophyta; Magnoliopsida; Poales; Poaceae. Bases 238 to 936 code for a protein of 232 amino acids.